This is a messenger RNA of Eimeria tenella, 804 nucleotides long. RefSeq lists its product as uncharacterized. The transcript is spliced from 6 exons. The record is from RefSeq and is a predicted model, not a curated record. Lineage: Eukaryota; Apicomplexa; Conoidasida; Eucoccidiorida; Eimeriidae. The annotation marks the transcript as partial.
GGGGAGCACUCGAAGGCGUGUCUGCUGCUGCGGCCUCUGUACCAGCAGCACCUGGGGGAUGCUGCUGUUGCUGCUGUUUUUGCUGCUUGUCUUUUGGAAACAAAUGACAAACAAGAAGCAAGAGAAGUUCUUGAGGGGGCCCUUUACAAGUUGCUGCCUUUCAGCGACGCCCAGCGCCUCAUGCUGCAGCUGCAGGCUGACAUCCUGCAGCAGCAGCAGCAGGAUGGCCAGCAGCAGCAGCAAGAUCCCGGGGGGGGCCCCCCGGGGGCCCCCGAAGAUGAGGGUUUGGGGGUUGGAGUUGGGAGGAAAGGGGUUUUGGCAAGAACCCACCAGCCGCAGCAGCAGCAGGAACAGCAGCAGCAAACUGAAAGGGCUGCUGAAGGCCCAGAGCCCCACUCGUCCACAGACAAAGAGCGCGCCCAGCCAUCUGAAGCCGACUCCACAGCAGCAGCAGCAGCACCCAGCAGCAGCAGCAGCAGCAGCAGCAGCAGGAGUUUGCUGCAGACGAUGGACCAGCAGCAGCAAGAGUGUCUGCAGAUGCUGUGCAAACUGGACUCCGACGAAGGCCGCUACAGCCACUGCCUUUCUCUUGUUGCUGCUUUCUUGGGGGGGGCCCCUCUUGCUGCUGCUCCCCUACCCCUUGCACUUCUUGCUGCAGCAGCAAGCAUCAGGACCCACCAGCUGGAAUGUUCAGCGGAGGUCGAAGCUCGGCUGAACGCGGCGGCGCUGAGACGGCGGCCUUCGCCAGAAGCAGCAGCAGCAGCAGCAGCGGGUGGAACGGGAGCUGGAGGGAUAAGGAGAUGA